UCCAAAUUCAGUUUCGAUUCAAAAUCAAAGACGAACACAAAUUCAAUGAUUUCGAUUGCUCAGUGGCUGACCUCUUUGUCAGCUGGAUUCUUAGCCACCUCGCAGGCGAUUCGUUAUUUUAAGACUGCAAACGAAAAGGAAUCGCCGGCCAGGAUGUCAAAUCAGCGGGAAACGGCGGCAAUAGAUGUAUCAGCCGCGGAGGAACCGAAGAUCCUGGGAUCCGAACAGAUCAGCAGUCUCCUACAGCACAUUUUCAGCAGUGAGCGGAAGUCCUCCCCCGUUUAUAUAGAUGCAAUGCACAAUCGCAGUGCCCGCAAACAGGAGUAUUCAUUGGGUUCCGAAUCCCUUGAUCGAAUGUUGGAGGACAUCAUGGACCCCGUGGGAAAUGGGAACAGCAGGUCCUUGGCCAUGGAGCCUGCCGUUGAAGUAUAAGCUAUUCUUUUGAGCCGAUUAAAUUCAAGUUACAUUUGUCCCAUUAAAUUGUUGCGCUUUUAUAAGAAGACAAAUUAUUACACUUUGUAGUCAACAAA
Drosophila rhopaloa is the source of this 530-nucleotide messenger RNA. RefSeq lists its product as uncharacterized. Bases 46 to 432 code for a protein of 128 amino acids. NCBI's taxonomy places the organism in Eukaryota, Metazoa, Arthropoda, Insecta, Diptera, Drosophilidae. The record is from RefSeq and is a predicted model, not a curated record. The transcript has a single exon.